This is a messenger RNA of Caenorhabditis angaria, 3521 nucleotides long. Lineage: Eukaryota; Metazoa; Nematoda; Chromadorea; Rhabditida; Rhabditidae. The record is from the annotation of a GenBank genome assembly.
AUGACAUUCAGUGAAGCGAUGGAUGAAAUUGAUUUUGAUCAAAAUGGUGAGUUAUUAUUGUUUUUUAAAUUAAAAUAAGAAGGAUGUCUAGACAAUUCUUAGAAUAUUUUUUAUGAAUUUGCAUUUUGUUAUAUCCAGUUUGAAAAAAAGAAAAAUGACGUUUUUGAGAUGAUGUUUUUAAUUAAUUUCAAAGUGGGAUUUUUUGGAGAAAUAGAUUUCUGCGCUAAAAAUUUUUUUUUCAACAAAACUUUGGAAUUUUCAUAAUUUUCUCCAGCUAUUUUAUAUUCGAGGUAAUUUAUCUGAUAAUCUUUGAAACUGCAAUUGAAAACAAAAGUGAAUAUAAUUCGAAUGUUUUUCAUUUUUUUGUGAUAAUCGUAUUUUUGAGCCGAUAAUUAAUCAGGAUAUAAAUUUGUUGCACUUUUAAAUUUUUUCUCCGAAAAUGAGAAUUUCUCAUGUCUGUUUCUCAAUUCAGAUUCUGAUGAAUAUUUUUAGAAAAAAAUUUCGAACCGAUCAUAAAUCAGUCUAGAGACUUCUAUGCACUUUUGUUUUUUUUUUUGAAUGAUUUUGAUUUUCUAUUUAUAUAACUAGAAAAAUAUGACAAAAAGGAUUCGGUGAGAAUAAUUAAACAAAUAAAAAAGAGUUCGAAAGUUCAUCGCAGAUUUGUUCAACAAUUGUUUCUGUUAUUUCGUGCCAUUUCGUAAAAUUCGUUCGUCUCGUGAUGAAAAUUUCACAAAUGAAUUGAUUCAAUCGUUUUCUUUCAUGCGAAAAAGAUUUUAUCGAAGAUUUUCGGAACUCACCUCAAAUCAAUUUGAACAAGUUUUUCUCUUGCUAAACUUGUUCAAUACCCAAAAAUUCCUCCCUUUCUAAUAUUUUUUGCAAACAUCAUUCUACAUACAUCAGUAUCUCAGUUUUACAAAAAAAAACUUAUUUUUUAAAUAAAUCACGAAAACACUAGUGCAUUUGCUAUUCACUAAUCCAAAGAUCGUCCUCCUCCGUCCCUUAUUUAUUUAUAUCCUUUUUCGUAGUUUUAAUAUUUGCGGAAGCAUGUACAACUAAGACAUAUUAUGUGUUAGGCUCACAUCAGAUUUUUUUGGAAAUCAGAAAUCUUGAUGAAGAGAAACUAAGCUGGACAUAUUUUGGAACAAGAAUACAAUCAUAACAUCAGAAAAAAAAUCCAACACACAUACAAAAUAAAAACCCAGAAACCUACACUCGAAAAUCCCUCUACAUAAUUUUUUUUUCCAGAAGCAUGUACAAGCCAAACCAAAGAAGAAUCGGGACCAUGUUGCUUGGUGUGUGGUCGAGUUGCAAACACUGGUCAUCAUUACGGUGUAACUGCUUGUCUUGGGUGUAAAACGUUUUUCCGACGAGUGGUUUUGCAACCGAAUCCUCCGAAAUGUAAAAAUAAAAAUGAAUGUGCGAUGGAGAAAAAUGUGAAUGCGAAAAGAUUAUGUAGAAGUUGUCGAUAUAUGAAAUGCAAGCAAGUUGGAAUGACUGAAGAGGGUUGGUUUUUAUUAUUUAUUAUUAGGAUUUCUAUAAAAAUAUCAAAUACGGGAAUUUUAAGAAAUCUUAUUUUCCAGCUCUUCAUCCUUGUCGUGAUGUAAUUGGUCGACGACACCCGCGUCACUCUGUAGAUUCAUCACCAAUCUCCAGUCCUCCAUCACUUCCACCUCAGUUAUCUGUAAGUUUUUUUUAAAAACAAGAGCUAGCAACAUGUGACCCUUUCAAUUUUUUGCCAUACCACCUAAAAAAUAAAAAUUGAUGAGAUGAUUUUGGAGAAAAAUUGGCAGGGUGAAAACCACCUGUUUUUCAAAAAUACUUAAAAAGCAACCCAAAAUUUACUCUAAAAUUUUGAUGGCACUGUAGAUUUAGUUAAAAUUUUGAAAAAAUAACUAUUGGCGCCGUUCAUAUGUUAACCCCUGGGCGUGGUUGGAUUUAUGCUCACAAAUUGGUUACUGACACUUUUUUUCAAUUUCUAGUACCAUAACAUUUAUCUUGGGGGAGUCUAAUUUUUGAGAAAAAUUGAAACGGUAGCAUGUUGUAUUACUCAUUUUAAUUAUUUUUCCCCGGUGAAACUGGGUCAAUGGAAUCUGCUUGCAGAUAAAUUCGCGCAUCGCGCUGUUUUGCGAACACGACUACGAUGUUUUGCAGAAUAUUUGCGAAAUGGACACAUCGAUUCGCACUCGCACCGCACACAUUCUAGGCAAACCCGAAACAUCGAAUGAUAAUGAAAUACAUUUUUAUAGCCCGGUGAGUGUUUUUUUUUGUUUUUGAAAAAUCUGGCUCCUAAUAUAAAUGUGCACAGAAGUUCCGCUAGAAAAUUUGGGUUAAAUUUUGAUAAAUAAAAAAGGUGGAAAUAAUAUCCCCCGAAUUGGGACGCCGAUUUGUUCAACCCGAAGUUCCUGAUAAAUUUUAAAAUCAAAAAAGUUCAGACUUGCGAUUACACGAAUGUUUCUGUAAAUUCUGGAAUUGGGCCAUCGCUGAAAGUUGAUAUCAUUUUGCUGAAAGAAUGGGUUGAAGGUGUGCCUUGCUAUUUGGAACUAUCCGAGAGAUAUCGAAAUUUUCUGAUGCGACGAUUCUGUUUGCGAUAUACAGUCAUUGAACACGGGCUGUUUACUGCACAAAUGCCACCUCAUAAACAUAUUUGGUGAGUUUGAUUUUUUUUUAAUCGGAAAAAAUUGACUCUUUGACCAGAAAUUAUAAAUGGAAUCUAGCAGCUGCUCGAGUUAUAUUUUGUGUAAAAGUUGUGACGUGGUCAAGUCUGGUUAUUAGAAAUUCAAAAAACCUGAUAAACGUUUUUCUAGUUGUGAAAAUUUGGCAGCUGCAAAAUUUCAAAACUAGAUUUUUGGUUAGAAUUUGUCAUUAGAAAUAUUGGAAGAAUUAAGCCAUAUCUCAUCUGAAAUUCGAAAUUCCAAAAAUCAAUUUCAGGUUCCUCUCUGAUCGAACAUUCCUUGUUAGUGAUCUUGUAAAUAUUCCCGACGAAAUUCGAAAACUACUCACACCAAACCUUAUAAUGGAACAAAAAUUGCUGGCCCCAUUUGUUGCAAUGUUGAUUCAAGAAGUCGCCGAUCCUCUGAGACAUCUGAAACCGAGUUCUUUAGAAGUGGCGGCUGUUAAAACUCUCAUGUUGAUGAGUAAGUUGGCCUUAAUCUAAUUUGAAUUGUUUAUUGAUUUUUUUGCAGAACCUACGUGUCUUUUCGAGGUGAAUGGCGAUGACGUGGCAACGAAAGAGGAUGGUGAAUUGGUGCAAAAGGUGCGAAAUAAAAUUAUUAGUGGUCUUCAUGCACAUUAUAUUAAACAAGGAAUGAAUAACGAGGAAUUGGCCGUGAGACUUGGAGAGGUAAUUUUAUCAGCUAUUCAAAAACUCAUUCAAAAUUUUCCAGUUGCUCAUGUUAACCGGCGGUGUGGAAAUCUGUGCCGAUCGCGCGCUUGAAGAAAUGCAUCUUCUCCGAAUUUUCAACCUCUCGUCAUUUGAUCAAUACAGUUCUAAUGUGAUCUUUGGAUUCAGCAGGGAAUUCUAA